Molecule: messenger RNA, 3383 nt
Organism: Equus quagga
Lineage: Eukaryota; Metazoa; Chordata; Mammalia; Perissodactyla; Equidae
Gene: ANKRD24
Product: ankyrin repeat domain 24
Exons: 21
Coding region: 3-3311 (1102 amino acids)
Molecular function (GO): actin binding
Source: RefSeq, a predicted model, not a curated record
CCAUGAAGACUCUCCGGGCACGGUUUAAGAAGACAGAGCUGCGGCUCGGCCCCCCCAACCUCGGCUCCUGCCCGCCCUGCGGCCCCUGCCCCAUCCCGAAGCCGGCAGCCAGAGGCAGGUGCCAGAGCCAGGACUGGGGGAAAAGCGACGAGCGGCUGCUGCAGGCCGUGGAAAACAACGACGCCUCGCGGGUGGCUGCCCUCAUCACCCGUAAGGGGCUGGUGCCCACGAAGCUGGACCCCGAGGGCAAGUCCGCGUUCCACCUGGCGGCCAUGAGGGGUGCAGCCAGCUGUCUGGAGGUGAUGCUGGCCCACGGCGCCAACGUCAUGAGCACGGACGGGGCAGGUUACAAUGCCCUCCACCUGGCCGCCAAGUACGGGCACCCGCAGUGCUUGAAGCAGCUGCUGCAGGCGUCCUGCGUGGUGGACACUGUGGACAGCAGUGGGUGGACGGCCCUGCAUCAUGCAGCGGCUGGCGGCUGCAUCGCCUGCUCAGAAAUGCUCUGUUCCUUCAAGGCACACCUGAAUCCCCGAGAUCGGUUGGGUACAACACCCCUCAUCAUAGCAGCUCAGAUGUGUCAUACAGAUCUGUGCCGCCUCCUCCUGCAGCAGGGGGCUGCCGCCAAUGACCAAGACCUGCAUGGCAGGACAGCUCUGAUGCUGGCCUGUGAGGGGGCCAGCCCCGAAACCGUGGAGGUGCUGCUGCAGGGCGGGGCUCAGCCGGGCAUCACCGAUGCGCUGGGCCAGGACGCUGCUCACUACGGCGCCCUGGCGGGGGACAAAUUCAUCUUGCACCUCCUGCAGGAGGCGGCCCGGCGCCCCUCACCACCCAGCGAGGAUGACUCAGGAGAGGCGUCAUCUCAGAACUCCGUGUCCAGCCGUGAAAAGCGAGGGGCUACCAAGAAGCGGAAGGCACCUCAGCCCCCCGCCAGCAUCCCUAUGCCGGAUGAUCGAGACGCCUACGAGGAGAUCGUGCGGCUGCGGCAGGAGAGGGGCCGCCUGCUACAGAAGAUCCGGGGUCUGGAGCAGCACCAGGAACGGAGGAAGCAGGAGGCGGAGGCCAGCUCCCUGCACAGCCUGGAGAGACAGGUGCAGGAGCUGCAGCAGCUGCUGGCGGAGAAGCAGGAGGAGAAGGAGAGUCUGGGCCGGGAGAAUGAACGGGAGAACACCAGCUAUGACGUGGCCACCCUGCAGGAUGAGGAGGGCGAGCUGCCCGACUUUCUGGGGGCCGAGGCCCUGCUCUCCAAGCGGCUAAGCCCGUCAGCCCAGGAGCUCUUGGCCUCGCUUCAGGAGCAGGUGGCCGCCCUCAGGAGAGAGAACCAGGAGCUGAUGGAGAAGGUCCAGAUCCUGGAGAACUUCGAGAAAGAUGAGAUGGAUGCGAAUGGUUCGGCCGAGGUCAUCCCUCUGGCCCUCUAUGACUCUCUCCGGGCUGAGUUGGACCAGCUCCGCAGGCAGCACGCCGAGGCCCUGCGGGCUCUGGAGGAGCAGGGGGCGCGGGAGGCCCCUGGAGAAGAGGACGCGGCCCCCGGGGAGGGCGAGGGCCUGGGAGCCAAGACCACCAGAAAUGGGCCAACGGAAACACAGCUUAAUGGGACGGUGGCUCCAGAAACCAAGGUUAACGGACCUGAGAGCACAGAGGAGGAGGCUGCGGGAGUCGAAACCAUGGAAGCAACACCCACGGGGGCCAAGGCCACAGAAACAAAAGCCACGGAUGUCGAGGCCACAGGAACAGAGGGCGUGGGAGCUGAGAGCUUGGAAAUCAAGGCCAUGGAGGCUGAGGUCACAGAAACGAACGCUCUAGAAGGAGGAGGAAACCCAGAAACAAAAGCCACUGGAGUCGAGGCCGCAACCACGAAAGCAGAGGAACCAAAAAUGAAGCCUGGUGAAGUGGGUGCUGUGGAGGCAGAGCUCAUGGGCACGGAGACCACGGACAUGGAGGCCACGGGAGUGGAGGCCACGGAUCCGGAGGCCAUGGGAGCGGAGGCCGCGGGCUCUGUCCUACACCCGGGGGCUGCUGAGGCCUCGGAAAAGCUCCAGGCCGAGCUGGAGACCAGGAUUCGUGCCUUGGAGGAGGCACUCCGGCAGCGGGAGCGGGAGGCCGCCACCGAGCUGGAGGCCGCCCGUGGCAAGUGCGAGGCCGCGGAGGCCGAGGCGGGCCGGCUGCGCGAGCAGGUGCGCGAGGCUGAGGGUGGUGCCAUCGGCGUGGCCAGCAGCAGCGACAUGGUCCAGCUGCGGGCAGCCUUGGAGCAGGCUCGGGAGGACCUCCAAGCCCGCGACUCCCGCCUCCGGGAGCUGGAGGCCACCGCGGCCUGGCUGGAUGAGGCCCGGGCCGGCCGGCUGCUGGCCGAGGAGGAGGCCCGGGGGCUGCGGGCCGAGCUGGCCCAGCGGGAGGAGGUGAGGCUGGAGCAGAGCCGGGAGCUGGAGGCGCUGCGGAAGCAGCUGGCCACUGCCACGGCUGCCGGGGAGCAGCAGCGGGCAGCGGCCGCCGAGCUGGGCCGAGCGCGGGAUGAGGCUGAGGCCCGGGCCGUGGAACUGUCCGCGGCCUGCGAGGAGGCCCGGCGGGGCCUGGCGGAGCUGCGCGAGGCCUCGGAGGCCCUGCGCCAGUCGGCUGUGCCGGCCUCCGAGCACCACCGGCUGCAGGAGGAGGCCCUGGAGUUGCGCGGCCGGGCGGCCAGCCUGGAGCAGGAGGUGGUGGCCACGGGCAAGGAGGCCGCCCGGCUGCGGGCGGAGCUGGAGCGGGAGCGCGUGGGCAGCGUGGCCCGCUUGGACCACGAUCGCGUGGUGGGCGCGCUGCAGGCCGAGGUGGCCCGGCUGGAGGGGCAGCUGGAGGAGCUGGGCCGCCGCCACGAGAAGACCAGCGCUGAGGUCUUCCAGGUCCAGCGGGAGGCCCUGUUCAUGAAGAGCGAGCGGCACGCAGCCGAGGCCCAGCUGGCUGUGGCAGAGCAGCAGCUGCGGGGGCUCCAGACCGAGGUGGAGCAGGCACGCCAGGCCCAGAGCCAUGCCCAGGAGGCUCUAGACAGGGCCAAGGAGAAGGACAAGAAGAUCACAGAGCUCUCCAAGGAAGUGUUCAGUCUGAAGGAGGCGCUGAAGGAGCAGCCGGCAGCCCCGGGCACCCCGGAGGUGGAGGCCCUCCGUGCCCAGGUGAAGGGUCUUCAGCAGCAGCUGGAGGAGGCUGCCAGGGGCCACAGUGCCGUGGUGGCUUUGUAUAGGAGCCACCUCCUGUACGCCAUUCAGGGUCAGAUGGACGCAGAUGUGCAGCGGAUUCUGAGUCAGAUCCUACAGAUGCAGCGGCUUCAGGCUCAGGGCCGCUGAGCCUCAGAGCUCUGACGGCCCCGCCCCGCCCGCCAGGCCCCGCACGGGGCGUCACACACAGACCCUCUGCCC